Messenger RNA from Effrenium voratum, 1189 nucleotides. The record is from the annotation of a GenBank genome assembly. NCBI's taxonomy places the organism in Eukaryota, Dinophyceae, Suessiales, Symbiodiniaceae.
GAUGUACAGCACAGCCGGUCGGACAUGGCAUUGCAUGCGCCAUGACUGCAGCUGAGGCGAGUGCUCUCAAGGAGGAUCGCUUCUACACCUCCGAUGUCUUGGCGCGGCUGGAGCCCUUGCCCGACUUCUUGCAGAAGAAGGAGCAGUGGCUGGCCGCUGCCGUCGCCCAGCUCGCCCUGCGCGGCUGCGGCCGCGAGGAGAUCUCGUACCUGGUGAACCUGCCGGAGGAGGUACUCAACGAGGACUUGGAGGGUCAGGAGGGCACCUGCCUUCUGGACCUCGACUUCCUGCCAAUAGGUGCAGGGUGCCUGAUUCAGGGCUCGGUGAGCGCCGCGCAUCUCAACGGGCUGAGCUGCUGCUUGCUGCGGCCAUUGCGAGAGACCCACGCCCUGGUGGCCGCAGAGGGCACAGACUUGGGAGAGGGUACAGGCGUCCCGGUGCUUCUGGCCCGCAAGAACCUGAUCUUCCAGAAGAAAGCGGCCACGUUUUCGCCGGAGGAGGAGGUCCCGGAUCCUGCACAGCUGCUUGGUGCUACGGCGCUGCCCGAGGACUUGUGCAACGAGGAGGCGCGGCGCUGGCUGGGCGGCCUGGUGGGACGCCUGUUGCUGAGAUCUUGCGGCCGGGAGGAAAUUGGUUUCUUGCUCUCCUUGCCCAGCAGGGGCAAGGAAGUCUCCUUUGGAGCCCCGGCGUUGCCCUCGUCAGUGGCGGCAGAGCACUUGGGCAUGAUGUUGCAGGACCUGGCCUUCUGCCCUGUGGGCGCGAUGGUGCGAGUGGAGGGCUCCAAGAGCAUGGAACGCCUCAACGGGCUGCAAGGCGCUCUAUCCGAGUCCUGCCCCAGCUACGCGACCCACGCCAAGCUGAGUCUUCCAGGUGAAGGCGAAAUCCUGAUCCACCGGAAGAACCUGCGGCUGGUGGCCUAUGGGGGCCUGAAAACUGUGCUGAAGGAGCCGCGAACCGCGGCCCCAGGCCCGGGAUGCGCGUGGUUUUCCUGUUGCUCAGCAUCCUUUGCGCAGAAGCAGAGCAUCAAGGCGCCAGCGUCCCUGGCAGACGAUCUCCGGCACUUGGCCGAGCUGAAAACUGCCGGCGCACUGAGCGACGGAGAGUUUCAAGCUGCAAAGCGCAAGCUUUUGUCCUAGCACCUAGCACCUCGCAGGUUCGUCCUUAAGUGAUAGACAUGUGGCAGGACGGC